AUGGAUUUACUACACACCAUUGCAGUCGAACCAAAUUUCAAACUACAAGUACACCAAAAUGAAGAUUCUAUGUACUGUCGGAUAAAGCAAACCAUGCAUGAUUGUUUUUGGGAUAUAUUCACCAAGGAAAUAUCAGAGACCCCUCCAAAUCUGUCCCAGGCACCUUCCUUAUUGAGAGAUCUCAAAUCAGUGAUGGCAUCCAAUUGUGCCCCCGAGAGGGACGGACUAGUAGAAGGGUUAGCUAACUUUAAGCACAAUCCUGCUCUCCUGCUUAGGUUAAAUUGGGUUUUAGAACAUUUAAGGAAUCUUUUUGAAGUACUGACUAUUCUGAAGAUGGAUGUAGCUAAUUUCAACAUUACUACUCUGCGACCGUACUUGGUUCAAAAUGCCAUCUCUUAUGAACAACAAAAGUUUCUCAAAUUAAUAGAAAAUUGCAAGGUCGAUCUUUGCUAUACAAAAAUUUGGCUCAGUGAAGCUUUCAAACAAUGUGGGGACACACAAUCUAUAAGUAUUUUGAAUUGUGCUUAUGUAAGUCUGCUCGACGUGUCCUUAAGAACUGAGUUUACUUAUCCCGAGGUAGAAAUGUGGUUAAUUUCAAAGACACUUAUUCUGGAUGUUGAUAGGAUUUUCGACAUUUCAAAUAAAGUACUAAAACUUUGUUUUUUUGCAACAAUCGUCGAAUCAAUCAAUCAUUCUUCCAAUGAGAACAAAACGGCCAAUAUUAUUUCUGGGUUUUUUGAAAGUUUUGGGUCUCGCUGGUCGUUCGGAGGUAUGCGAAAGAAUCCCCAAGACACUGUCUCUUCUAUAAGGCAGAUCUUUGAAUCGGUCGACUGUGUUUCUUUGGAUGAGGAAUUACUGAAAAAUGUUUUGACGGACCACACAUGUGGAUGCUUCUCCCAGCUUUGUUUGUUGUGUGGUUUUGAUUUAUAG
Octopus sinensis (East Asian common octopus) is the source of this 930-nucleotide messenger RNA. RefSeq names its product T-complex protein 11-like protein 2. NCBI's taxonomy places the organism in Eukaryota, Metazoa, Mollusca, Cephalopoda, Octopoda, Octopodidae. Bases 1 to 930 code for a protein of 309 amino acids. The transcript is spliced from 3 exons. Gene Ontology annotation, biological process: signal transduction. The record is from RefSeq and is a predicted model, not a curated record.